Messenger RNA from Yamadazyma tenuis ATCC 10573, 1002 nucleotides. RefSeq names its product dihydrodipicolinate synthase family protein. Gene Ontology annotation, molecular function: 4-hydroxy-tetrahydrodipicolinate synthase activity. NCBI's taxonomy places the organism in Eukaryota, Fungi, Ascomycota, Pichiomycetes, Serinales, Debaryomycetaceae. The record is from RefSeq and is a predicted model, not a curated record.
AUGACUAUCAGCUCCCACACCAUUCCCGCAGGGGUCUACACUCCUAUCACCACUUUUUUCAAAAGUGACUCUCGCUACACUUUAGACUUGGAAACUCAGGCCCGACACGCCCAGUUCCUCUAUAACAGCGGUAUCAAAGGCCUUGUGGUGGCAGGUUCCAUCGGGGAGGCUGGUCACAUGACCAGGACCGAAAGAUAUGCGUUGGUGGCGGCUAUCAGAGCAGCGGUCCCAGAUCCCGCUUUCAAACUUAUUGCAGGAGCGCCUCCAUUGGGUUGCGUACAAGAAGCCAUUGAAGAGUCACAUAGUGCAAAAGAAGCUGGUGCCGACUUUGUUAUCCUCUUGGUGCCUGGGUAUUUUGGCCCCCAUUUGACCUCCCAGGAAGGAAUCAUUGAAUAUUUCACCCAGGUUGCCGACGGCUCCAGUUUGCCGGUGAUGAUCUACAAUUAUCCAGGAACUUGCAACAAUAUCACUCUCACUAUCGAGUCUUUCAGAGAUUUGGCCAAACAUCCCAACAUUUCUGGUGUUAAGUUAACCCACUUCAACUUGGACUUGUACGCUUUGUUGGGUAAAGACAAAGAGAUUUGUGAAGCUAAUAACUUCCGGCCGUUCACUGGGUUGGGUCAGGUACUUAUUCCUGGUUUGUCUGUAGGACUUUACGGCACCAUCGACGGGUUGUCAGGGAUUUUCCCCAAGACGAUGUUGAAGCUCUACAGCUUGUUUCAGGAAGGUAAAUUGAAGGAAGCAGCUGACUUGCAGUUUUUGGUGACUAAGGCUGACCAGAUGUUGGCUGAUUUGAACUUGGUAGGAGCUAAGGUUGCCCUUCACAAGUAUUAUGGGUUUGGUGACUGCUUAACGGGAAGACCACCCUUGUGUCGUGGGGUGGAUGAGAAAGCUUACGCAAAGUACACUGCCGAUAUGGAUGCAAUUCAUGCUAUCGAGCAGUUAUUGUAGACGUUUAUGUAUGUCUAGCAUUAAUAUAGAAUGAAAAUAUCUACUAUUGAA